This is a messenger RNA of Diabrotica balteata, 496 nucleotides long. The record is from the annotation of a GenBank genome assembly. NCBI's taxonomy places the organism in Eukaryota, Metazoa, Arthropoda, Insecta, Coleoptera, Chrysomelidae.
AUGUUUUCUAUUCUGUGUUUUAGUCAAAUAGCUAAAAGCAAACAACCGAAUAUAAUUUUAAAACUUGUUUCAGCAAAACUUGAACCAUCAGGAAUGGCUGGUUAUAAAAUUGGUUAUACAGUGGAUGAAGAUAAUUUGAUACUGAAAUUAAUAAUUGAUACAAAAGCAUACUAUGUUUUGAGAGGUAGAGCCUAUUGGGUAGAUUUAGUGACUACAGGUUUAUUUGAUAAAUGUAGAACUUGGAUGAGUUUACAGAAUCGUUUUGAAAAAAAGAUUUUGCCAAACAUUAUGAAUCCAAACUAUACGAUAUCCGAAGAAGAGAAACAUAAGUUGGUGUUGGCGUGGCAGCAGAGUGCCGAUGAUUUUCGUGAUAGUGGUGGUAGUGAUGAUGACGACGACGAUGAUGAUGAUACCGAUAUUGAUGAAGAUAAUUAAUUUAGACCAAUAACACAUAGUACCUACAUUUAAAAACAGAGAAACCGAAGACUAGAUUAAA